Messenger RNA from Hippoglossus stenolepis (Pacific halibut), 1904 nucleotides. RefSeq names its product RAB36, member RAS oncogene family (gene rab36). Lineage: Eukaryota; Metazoa; Chordata; Actinopteri; Pleuronectiformes; Pleuronectidae. The transcript is spliced from 11 exons. Gene Ontology annotation, molecular function: GTP binding; GTPase activity. The record is from RefSeq and is a predicted model, not a curated record. The coding region runs from base 289 to 1101 and encodes 270 amino acids.
AGGGAGGGUGAGGUGGUCGGUUGUUAAAAGGACAAUAUAUAAUAGAUAAACAAAAUUGCUAAAGGGUGAUUUUAUUUAUACGUAUCAUUUUUUAUUCACCUUUUAUUUUAGAGGAAGUGAUCUACAUUUUUGGCCUUGUACCAUAGCCCUGUACUUGAUAACGUCAUGAUGCUCGGCUGGAACAGCGUCUUUAAAAACUGUAUAAGACCGAGCUGUGUUCCAGCGUUCAACAGACUAUACAGCGAAAAGGACCAACCAGCAACUAACUGUAUAUAAAUAAAUGUCGCCAUGCAGGAGAACAGAAAUGGGAUAAUGUCCUACCCACCACCCAUCAGGAGAGACAGGGCCAUCUGGGAAUUCCCAAAGUGCUACACACCUGAGGCCUCUCUGCAGCUGAAAAAAGACUGGGACAUUAAGGCUAAAGUAACCUGUAAAGACAGAGCUGCAGGGCAUCAGCUGUGGGACCGACAGAAGAUGUCAAAAGUGGUGGUUGUUGGAGACCUCAAUGUGGGGAAGACCUGCCUCAUUAAUAGGUUUUGCAAAAAUGUAUUUGAAAGAGACUACAAGGCCACUAUAGGAGUAGACUUUGAAAUUGAGAGGUUUGAAAUAUCCGGAAUACCUGUCUCCCUUCAGAUCUGGGAUACCGCUGGGCAGGAAAAAUUCAAAUGUAUAGCGUCUGCAUACUACAGAGGCGCUAAUGUCAUUAUCACAGUCUUUGACAUGGCAGACAUUAAAUCGCUAGAUCACACACGCCAAUGGUUACAGGAGGCCAUGGGAGAAAAUGAGCCUGACUCAUGUUUUAUCUUCUUGGUUGGCACUAAGAAUGACCUGCUGCCCCCAGAAGAAAGAGAGAGAACAGAGAAAGAUGCCAUUAGACUAGCAACAGAAAUGCAUGCAGAGUUUUGGGCUGUUUCGGCUAAAACAGGGGAGAACGUACAGGGUUUUUUCUUCAGAGUGGCAGCUUUGUCUCUUGAGAAGUGCAUAUUGAAGGACAUGGAAACUGGGAUCCCUGCUAGCAUCGGACGAGGAGACAGUAUCAAGUCAGAUUAUGCCAAUCUGAACGAAGCCACAUCCCAAGACCCUAAAAUAGGCUGCUGCUGAUGAAAAGAGGGACUGAAAACUGUUAAAGAGAGCAGAACCAGACAGGAGCUGUGUUCUGAUUUUCAGCUGCAGUCGUCAAAAUGACUAACCAUUGAUUGGACUGAAAUGUCCCUUAGUUCUGUUUUCAAAACAGAACUAAACAAAACAGUCAUGUACUCGGACGUUUGCGGAGAGGGUUUGAUCAGUGUGCAUUCUUAGAAGUCAGUUGCCAUUGGACGGAAGCCGUCAAUAAUGGAUUAUUUUUGUUGAUACUAAAUAUUAUGAAUUUGAUUAUUUUCAUAGCAUAAAAGUCCAAAAUACGUUCAGUGGAACAAAAUGUUUAGACCUUGAGAAGCUUAUCAUACCAUUGUUAUAACUAAUAUUUGAUUCUGAUCAUGUAGUAUUGUUCAGUUCUGCAAUGUCUACAACAAAUUCUAUUGCGUACAUCAUUUAAGAUGUAGACAGUAGUGCCUAGACAGAUAGCAUGAUGGCCAUAAGGUCAACAUCAUCCCUGGUGAAACCGUUUAAUGGACACCUAUAGGAUUGUCUUUAUGACUAUUAUAGUGUUGGUUUCUUCAUACAGUGUUGUGGAAUAUCGUCCCAUCCACUAUUAUGGGUUGUACCCUGAUAAGUUUAGAGUGUGGAAUUCGAGAGCAGCUAAACCAAAUGUUUAUGUUUCCUCUCAAGUAAUAAAAGUGUAAAUUAGUCUGCUACUAACACAUCUUGAUACAGUGGAACAAUAACUGAUGUAAGCAACAGUGCAUUUAUAAGACCAGUAUUUUGUCAAAGCCCACCAUUAUUUAAUAAAGCAGUUUAUAAGCUGA